AUGGGAUGUAAUAUGUGCGUGGUCCAGAAACCGGAGGAGCAGUACAAAGUGAUGCUUCAGGUGAACGGGAAGGAGCUCUCCAAGCUGUCUCAGGAGCAGACCCUGGAGGCCCUGCGUGCCUCCAAGGAGCCCCUGGUGAUCCAGGUGCUGAGACGCAGUCCCCGCCUACGGGGGGAUGGCUCCUCCCACGACCUGCAGCUGGUGGACAGUGGCACUCAGACCGACAUCACCUUCGAGCAUAUCAUGGCGCUGGGCAAGCUGCGCCCACCCACCCCGCCCAUGGUCAUCCUGGAGCCGUACGUCCCGUCUGAGCUCCCCCCCAUCAGCCAUGAGUAUUAUGACCCGGCGGAGUUCAUGGAGGGCGGCCCGCAGGAGGCAGACCAUAUGGAAGAGCUGGAGUAUGAGGAGGUGGAGCUGUAUAAAACCAGCCACCGGGACAAGCUGGGCCUGAUGGUCUGUUACCGCACGGAUGACGAGGAGGACCUGGGCAUCUACGUUGGAGAGGUGAAUCCCAACAGCAUCGCAGCCAAAGACGGCCGCAUCCGCGAGGGAGACCGCAUCAUCCAGAUAAAUGGUGUGGACGUCCAGAACCGGGAAGAAGCAGUGGCCAUCCUGAGCCAGGAGGAGAAUACCAACAUCUCCCUGCUGGUGGCCCGGCCUGAGAGCCAGCUGGCGAAGCGGUGGAAGGACAGUGACCGGGAUGACUUCCUGGAUGAUUUUGGCUCUGAGAAUGAGAGGGACCUGCAGGCGCAGAAGCUGAAAUCCCCCCCUGCCCAGCAGCUUGGAAACGAAGAGGAGAAAGGGGCCCCUGAUGCGGGCCCGGGCUUGAGCAACAGCCAGGAGCUGGACAGCGGCGUGGGCCGGACGGAUGAGAGCACACGCAACGAGGAGAGCUCCGAGCACGACCUGCUGGGGGACGAGCCCCUGAGCACUGCCAACACGCCCGGGCCCUUGCGCAAGUUUGGCCUGCAAGGGGACGCCCUGCAGAGCCGCGACUUCCACUUUAGCAUGGACUCCCUGCUGGCCGAGGGCGCAGGGCUGGGUGGCGGCGACGUGCCGGGCCUCACGGAUGAGGAGUACGAGCGCUACCGCGAGCUGCUAGAGAUCAAGUGCCACCUGGAGAAUGGCAACCCCCUGGGCCUCCUCUUUCCCCGCGCCGCCGGCGGCAACGGCGCCCUGGAUGUCAACCGCAACGAGAGCGUGGGCCACGAGGUGGCCGUGCUGGAGGAGGAGCUGCGACACCUGGAGUUCAAGUGCCGCAACAUCCUGCGGGCGCAGAAGAUGCAACAGCUGCGGGAGCGCUGCAUGAAGGCCUGGCUGCUGGAGGAGGAGAGCCUCUACGACCUGGGGGCCGGGGAGCCCAAGAAGCACGAGCUGUCUGACAUCUCCGAGCUGCCUGAGAAGUCGGACAAGGACAGCACCAGCGCCUACAACACGGGUGAGAGCUGCCGCAGCACUCCGCUGCUGGUGGAACCCCUGCCCGAGAGCCCCCUGAGGCGGGCGACCGCCGGGGGCAACUCCAACCUGAACCGGACCCCCUCCGGACCCCCUGGCGCCGCCCACCCCAAGGCUGCCCCUCCGCAGGGGAGUCCCGCCAAGUUCCGAUCCCUCUCCCGGGAUCCCGAGGUGGGCCGGAGACAGCACGCAGGGGAGCGGGUCCGCCGCGGCCCCAAGACGGGGGUGACCCUGGAGCGCGUGGGCCCCGAAGGCAGCCCUUACCUGUCACGGCGCCACCGCGGCCAGGGCCAGGAAGGCGAGCACUACAACAGCUGCAUGCAGCUGGCUCCGCCGCGCGGUCUGGAAGAGCUGGGCCACGGUCCCUUGAGUUUGGCCAGUGGCCCUCGGGUGGGUGGCGUGGCGGCGGUGGCCACCGAUGCGCCCCGCAUGGAGUGGAAGGUCAAGGUGCGCAGCGACGGGACCCGCUAUGUGGCCAAGCGACCCGUGCGGGACCGCCUCCUAAAGGCCCGGGCCCUGAAGAUCCGGGAGGAGCGCAGCGGCAUGACGACCGAUGACGACGCGGUGAGCGAGAUGAAGAUGGGCCGCUACUGGAGCAAAGAGCAGCGGAAGCAGCACCUGCUCCGUGCCCGGGAGCAGCGCAAGCGGCGCGAGUUCAUGAUGCAGAGCCGGCUGGAGUGCCUGCGGGAGCAGCAGAGCGGCGACAGCAAGGCUGAGCUCAACAUCAUCGCCCUGAGCCACCGCAAAACCAUGAAGAAGCGGAACAAGAAGAUCCUGGACAACUGGAUCACCAUCCAGGAGAUGCUGGCCCAUGGCACGCGCUCAGCCGAUGGGAAGCGGGUCUACAACCCUCUGCUCUCUGUCACCACUGUCUGAGCCCAGCUGUGCUCCGGGGCACGGGUCCUCCGCCCUGGCCCAGGUCCACUGAGCCUGCCGGGACCCCGUCUUCUGCUCUCCCGUAGACUCUAGCGUGUGUCUGUGUGUGUGCGUGGGACUUUGUUACCAGACAGAAGCCCCUGAAGGAGGAGGGACGCUUCUCUCCAUCGGUGACUUCCUUCUCCCCAAGUACAGUGACCACAUCAACAGCUGGCCCUGGGGCAGACCCGUAUCGGUCCCCCCUUCAGCCGUAGGCGUGUGUGUGUGUGACACGAGCUCAGACACAUGUACGCACACAGACACAUGCACUUCCCUCCAGAGUGCUCUCAGCGCGGGCACUUGGGGACAGGGAAGUCCACUGAAAAGAAGAGGCAAAGAAGACUGUCCUAAGCACAAGAGAAUGUCCGUUACUUGUAGACAAAGGCAACCCUGAUUUUUGUGGUUCUUUUCCUUUUCUGUGCUUGC
Messenger RNA from Mesoplodon densirostris (Blainville's beaked whale), 2796 nucleotides. RefSeq names its product PDZ domain containing 4 (gene PDZD4). The transcript has 8 exons. The record is from RefSeq and is a predicted model, not a curated record. The coding region runs from base 1 to 2331 and encodes 776 amino acids. Gene Ontology annotation, molecular function: protein binding. NCBI's taxonomy places the organism in Eukaryota, Metazoa, Chordata, Mammalia, Artiodactyla, Ziphiidae.